Paramecium primaurelia is the source of this 981-nucleotide messenger RNA. The record is from the annotation of a GenBank genome assembly. NCBI's taxonomy places the organism in Eukaryota, Ciliophora, Oligohymenophorea, Peniculida, Parameciidae.
AUGAAUUAUAAUUAUUAUCGUACUCAACAUGAUAGUUUGAGAGUUAUACAUUAGAAUUCACUUUCUGUUGGAAAAUUGAAAAAGGGAAUUGUAUUUUAAAAUUAUCCUUUUAAUCCAGUUUAAGGAUAUAACUCAAACUUUUAAGUGCGUCCAUAAACAUCUUAAACUUAACCUAUAAAGAAACCAUCAACAGCAUAAGUGAUCAUAAAUAAUUAACUAAAUAGUCUAUUCGUCAUGUUCCCAGAGCAGCAACAUCUCAAAGUCAGCGAUAACCUAAUAUGCUCUUUUCUGAGUAAGCUAAUAAUAUUGAGAUGGAGACAAAGCCAAGUAAGAGAUUUAUGAAGAUAUACUUUAUGAAAAGUAAUCUCGCCUGCCUAAUUUAGCCAACUAUCGAACAAUUUUACAUAAUAUCAUGAAUAAUAAACUUAAAGCACUCCCCCCUGGAGACAGGAGGAGAUUAUCCGUACUUAACAUAGUUUAAGACAAGUUUAAAGAACUUAAUAUAUAAGAAAUAAAUCUGUUAAUUUGCUAACAUGAACUAUCUGAAAAGUUUUAUAUCUAUUUUUCAGGUAUAAUUAUAAUCAAAUUUUAGAUUCUGAAUGGAUUCCAUGUAGUAAAUGUUGUUAAUCACCAAUAUUUUUGGUUUUGAGUCCACAAGCACAAAAAACAGAUAUAUUUUGUUGUUAAUGUUCUCGAAAUUUAUAAAAUCCUCCUAAAUCUGCAUUUUAGAGUACUACUAAUCUUCCUAAAUAAUCAUUUUCUUAAUAUGGUCAUUCAUUAUAGGAACAGAGAGAAAGAUAAAAAGUGAGUAGAAUGAUAAUAUCAGGAAAAUAUCGAAAAGUUAAUUUAAAGGAAAUAUAUAAUGAAGUAUAGGAACCUCAAUAAAAAGAAGAAUCUUUCAAUAUUGAAUUCCCUGUCAAAGAAAAACAAUAAGAGAGUACUAUUUUAGAAUUAAAAGACUUAAUUAAUGAAUUAUUCUGA